Nerophis ophidion (straightnose pipefish) is the source of this 4945-nucleotide messenger RNA. It is a transcript of the gene cadpsa, whose product is annotated as Ca2+-dependent activator protein for secretion a. Gene Ontology annotation, cellular component: glutamatergic synapse. Gene Ontology annotation, biological process: positive regulation of exocytosis; synaptic vesicle exocytosis; dense core granule exocytosis. The record is from RefSeq and is a predicted model, not a curated record. Bases 190 to 4209 code for a protein of 1339 amino acids. The transcript is spliced from 29 exons. NCBI's taxonomy places the organism in Eukaryota, Metazoa, Chordata, Actinopteri, Syngnathiformes, Syngnathidae.
CAGCGACUGAUUGACUGAUAAAAGACAGGAAGCAAGAAAAGCGACGAUACGCUACGACAUUGUAGUUUUUCCGCCGAGUCAUUUCUCUCUCUCUCGGACAGUAAGUCAGUUUUCGUUUCCACUGGAAUCUGCGAAGUGGCUUAAUUCCUGCCGCGGUAGUUGACUUGUAGCCUCCGUCCGAAGCCCGGCAUGUUAGAUCCGUCUUCCAGCGAGGAGGAAGGGGAUGAGAUCCCGGAGGUGGAGCGCAAAGAGGUGGCGGCCCCGAAGAUCCUCAAGGGCGCGCGGCCGUCACCAAGCGGAGCCAGCGACGCUCACAGUGGCGGAGGGGCGCUCCAGCCCCGCGGCCGAGUGAGCGCCGGUGGCCGAGCCUCGAGCCCCAGCCCCUCUGUGGGCAGCGACAAGGAGAAGGAGGACCUAGAGAAGAUGCAGAGGGACGAAGAGGAGAGGAAGAAGAGACUCCAGCUGUACGUGUUUGUCAUGCGGUGUAUUGCAUAUCCCUUUAACGCCAAGCAGCCCACUGACAUGGCGAGAAGACAACAAAAGAUCAGUAAGCAGCAGCUGCAGACAGUCAAAGAGCGUUUCCAGGCAUUCCUCAAUGGAGAAACCCAGAUUGUAGCAGAUGAGGCGUUCGUUAACGCUGUCCAGAGCUACUAUGAGGUUUUCUUGAAAAGUGACAGAGUAUGUCGGAUGGUGCAGAGCGGGGGAUGCUCAGCAAGUGACUCUCGGGAGGUUUUUAAGAAGCACAUCGAGAAGCGUGUGCGCAGUUUGCCAGAGAUUGAUGGCCUGAGCAAAGAGACUGUACUCAGCUCAUGGAUUGCUAAGUUUGACACCAUCUAUCGUGGGGAGGAGGACCCAAGGAAACACCAGCAAAGACUGACUGCCAGCGCCGCCUCUGAACUCAUCCUCAGCAAAGACCAGCUGUAUGAAAUGUUUCAGCAGAUUCUGGGCAUCAAGAAGUUUGAGCACCAACUCCUCUAUAAUGCUUGCCAGCUGGACAACCCUGAUGAACAGGCAGCCCAAAUCAGAAGAGAACUGGAUGGAAGGUUACAGAUGGCAGACCAGAUCGCUCGUCAGCUUGGCGGAAGAUUCCCUAGGUUUGCGUCCAGAGAGAUGGAGUCCUUGUUCAUCGAAGAGAUGCGCUCAUCUGUGAACUUGCUGAUGGCCAACCUGGAGAGCAUGCCGGUGUCCAAAGGAGGAGAGUUUAAACUGCAGAAGCUGAAGCGAGGUCACAACACAUCUAUAAUAGACAUGGGCCAGGAGGACGAGAACAUCCUAUCCAAAUCUGACGUGGUGUUGUCCUUCACCUUGGAGGUGGUCAUCAUGGAGGUGCACGGUCUUAAGUCACUGGCUCCAAACAGAAUAGUUUACUGCACCAUGGAAGUAGAAGGAGGACACAAACUGCAGACGGACCAGGCUGAGGCAUCUAAACCCACUUGGGGAACCCAGGGGGACUUCACAACUACACAGCCCUUACCUGCCGUUAAAGUGAAGCUCUUUACUGAAAGCACUGGAGUGUUGGCGCUGGAGGACAAGGAGCUUGGGAGGGUUGUGCUUCAUCCGACGCCAAACAGUCCCAAGCAGUCGGAGCUGCACAAGAUGUCCGUUUCAAAAGGCUGCCCAGACAAUGACCUCAAGAUCAAAUUGGCUAUUCGCAUGGACAAACCCCAGAACAUGAAACAUUGUGGGUACUUGUUUGCCAUUGGCAAAAAUGUGUGGAAAAGAUGGAAGAAACGAUUCUUUGUACUCGUUCAGGUGAGUCAGUACACGUUUGCGAUGUGCAGCUACCGAGAAAAGAAGGCAGAGCCGGUGGAACUUCUCCAACUGGAUGGCUAUACUGUGGACUACACAGACCCGCAAGCAGGAAUGGAUGGUGGUCGGGCAUUCUUCAAUGCCGUGAAAGAGGGCGAUACUGUCAUCUUUGCCAGUGAUGAUGAGCAGGACCGAAUUCUAUGGGUGCAGGCCAUGUAUCGGGCCACCGGCCAAUCACACAAGCCUGUUCCUCCCACCCAAGUCCAGAAACUCAACUCUCGAGGGGGCACAGUGCCACAGCUUGAUGCACCAAUAUCUCAGUUCUACGCUGAUCGAGCUCAGAAACACGGCAUGGAUGAGUUUAUUUCUGCCAAUCCUUGUAACUUCGACCAUGGUUCCCUCUUUGAACUCGUCCAACGCCUGACUUUGGAUCACAGACUAAACGACUCUUACUCCUGUCUGGGCUGGUUCAGUCCCGGUCAGGUGUUUGUUUUGGACGAGUACUGCGCUCGUUAUGGCGUUCGAGGCUGUCAUCGUCACCUGUGUUACCUGAGUGACCUUCUGGAGAGGGCAGAGAAUGGAGCUAUGAUUGACCCGACCCUCCUGCACUACAGCUUUGCCUUUUGUGCCUCCCACGUCCAUGGAAAUAGUCAACGUAUCUCAGAGUUGUUGAACUGGCCAGUAUCAGAGGCCCAGUUAGAAAGAAUACUUUUCCCUGCUGCUCCUGAGCCCUCUUCCCAAAGUGUUAGGAGAGAACUCAAAAUCCUGAAGAAAAUGGAUCUCAUGUCUCAACUUUUAUCCAGACCAAAAAGGCCUGAUGGUAUCGGUACUGUAACAACUGAGGAGAAGGAUCGCUUUAACGAGAUCAAGGAAAGACUUCGAGUGCUUCUGGAAAACCAGAUUACACAUUUCAGGUACUGUUUUCCAUUUGGACGCCCGGAGGGUGCACUGAAGGCGACACUAUCCUUGCUUGAAAGAGUUUUGAUGAAAGAUGUUGUCACUCCGGUCCCACAAGAAGAAGUGAAAGCUGUGAUCCGUAAGUGUCUGGACCAAGCAGCUUUGGUCAAUUACCAGCGCCUGUCAGAGUACGCCAAACUAGAAGGGAAAAAGAGAGAGAUGUACGAGCAUCCCGUCUUCUGCUUGGCGUCUCAGGUGAUGGAUUUAACCAUUCAGAAUGUCGGCCGAUUAGUCACUCCUGCAAAAAAACUAGAGGACAACAUUCGCUUGGCCGAGCUGGUGAUCGAGGUGCUGCAGCAGAAUGAGGAACACCACGCAGAGGCCUUUGCAUGGUGGUCAGACCUGAUGGUGGAACACGCUGAAACCUUCUUGUGUCUUUACUCGGCUGACAUGGACGCGGCUCUUGAAGUUCAGCCUCCAGACAGCUGGGACAGUUUCCCUCUCUUUCAGCUGCUCAAUGACUUCCUGAGGACGGACUAUAACCUCUGCAACGGGAAGUUCCACAAACACCUGCAAGACCUGUAUGCCCCCCUGGUGGUCCGCUAUGUGGAUCUGAUGGAAUCCUCCAUUGCUCAGUCUAUUCACAGAGGCUUUGAAAGGGAAUCAUGGGAACCUGUCAACAAUGGCUCGGGAACAUCAGAGGAUCUCUUUUGGAAGUUGGAUGCUCUGCAGACGUUCAUCCGAGAUCUUCAUUGGCCAGAAGAGGAGUUUGGCAAACACUUAGAGACUCGACUGAAACUCAUGUCCAGUGACAUGAUUGAAUCCUGCAUAAAAAGAACUCGUGCAGCAUUUGAGGCUAAGCUUCAGAGGAGCAGUCGGGCUACAGACUUUCGAGUGCCGCAGUCGAUCUGCACCAUGUUCAACGUGAUGGUGGAUGCCAAAGUUCAGUCUGCCAAGCUGUGUGCCAUGGACCUGGAUCAAGAGAGACAAUAUCAUUCCCAAAUUGACAAUCUCAUUGAGGAGACAGUGAAGGAGAUGAUAACCCUGCUGGUUGCAAAGUUUGUGGUCAUUCUGGAAAGUGUUUUAGCGAAGCUCUCCAGAUAUGAUGAAGGAACACUAUUCUCCUCUUUUCUUUCUUUCACAGUGAAAGCGGCCUCAAAGUAUGUGGACGUGCCUAAGCCCGGGAUGGAUGUAGCUGACGGUUAUGUGACGUGUGUGCGUCACUCCCAGGACAUGCUGCGGGAGAAGGUUAAUGAGGAGGUCUACAUUGAAAGAUUGUUUGAUCAAUGGUACACCAGCACCAUGAACCUUCUGGGCACGUGGCUCACCGACCGUAUGGACCUGCAGCUGCAUGUCUACCAGUUGAAGAUUCUCAUCAGAGUUGUCAAGAAAAAGUACCGUGACUUCCGCCUUCAAGGGGUCCUGGACUCCACGUUAAACAGUAAGAUGUAUGAAACCGUCAGAAAUCGUCUAACCUUGGAAGAAGCCACUGCCUCUGUGAGAGAGGGAGGGAUGCAAGGCAUUUCCAUGAAAGACAGCGACGAAGAAGGCACUGAUAACUGAAUCGAGAAUGUCAAAGCAGUUCAGCGAUAUUACUGCCUGAAAAAUAUUAUCUUUUCUGUCCUUGUAAGAUGUUCAUGUUUAUGUCAGAAUGAACACUAAGGGAAUGUAUUUUGUGUUUUAAAGCACUUCGAAUAAGCGGAAUAACAGAAAUCUUUAUAGUUGUAAGAAUUUGUGGGAUUAGCAUGCUGGAUUCAAUAUCAGCAGAAAAAGUAAUAUGUAAGUAAAUGGGCUUGCAUGUAAAAUGUGUGAUAUCAUGUCCGAUACAAGCAGUUCCUCAGCGUGUUUACUUGUGCUGGGCUGGACAGACAGUUAACAUCUAAAUGUCCUCCAAUAAGCACACAAGGUUGGCCUUUUCUUCUAUUUUAGUCAAGUCAUUUACAAAAGGUGAACAUGGUAGGCUAUAGGCUACUAGGAGCUUGCAGCUACACAACAGCCAAGCGUACAAGAGCACACAAGCCAGACGAGAAUAAUGUAUCCUUUGUUGAACAAUACUGCAGGCUAAAGGAGCACAUUUGUCAAUAAAAACACGUAUCAAAUAUAUUUGUAUAUUAGCUACACAUACAAAGGCAUAAUCAAAUUAGAAAGUAUCCAGUAACAAACCUGUUUGCAUAAUUCAACGUACUCCAGUAUGAUUUUCACUUAAUUGUGGCCACUAGGUGUCGCUAAAAAAACUUAAAGACAGCAUAAGUUCAUUCCAGAGGGUUAAUAAUAAAUAGGUUAGUGUUUUCCUUACCUA